This is a messenger RNA of Aspergillus terreus NIH2624, 864 nucleotides long. RefSeq lists its product as uncharacterized. Lineage: Eukaryota; Fungi; Ascomycota; Eurotiomycetes; Eurotiales; Aspergillaceae. The coding region runs from base 1 to 864 and encodes 287 amino acids. The transcript has 2 exons. The record is from RefSeq and is a predicted model, not a curated record.
AUGGGCCUCAUCCAACGCCAUCUUCAUCAUGGUCUACAGAACUUGCCACAGGAACCCAUAUCCAAGCUCGCGCCGUUCUCCGCACUCAUCAUAUCCAUUGUACUGGUAAUAUUAUUCCUGACUCGUUUCUACCUUCUGGAGGGAUACCUUAUCCAGCGUCUAUAUGGGAAGACGUACCUUGAGCUUAGCGAGCUGAACAAACGCGGCUUCAUAAACCACCAUAUAGCCGGCUUCACCAAGAUCGUCAUCCUCAUCACAGCCGCCUACCCUUUUAUCGCCAUCAUUGCGGGACGUGGCACGUAUCAGACGCCUUACGCCCACGGCAGUGUGGUCCGGCUGGGCGAUAUCCUGAUCGUCGCCGCCCAGAUGCUGGUUGCGAUGUAUGUUUUUGAGCUGAUAUACCGCUCCAAGCUCUCGCCCAUUGCGGUCAUGCACCAUAUCGGGACCAUCAUCAUUGGCCAGACCGCUAUAGCCAUCAACAUUGGACAUGGACGUGAGCCUGACGCCAAUAUCGAAUUCAUCCUCUGCUGCGUAUGGGGCGCCUUCGAUAUCGUCUCGGAAUUCCUACCCCAUGUGGCGAUUAUACUGUACCGCGUUUUUCCGUCGCGACAUCACUUCCUCAGCGGUGUGUUCUUGAUAGCCUGCAUCACAACCGCCACCGGCACGACCUGCGAAACAAUUGUGGCCAUGUGGCUCUUUGGUGGUCUGUGGAAUCGGUGGCGACUGGCGUUCAAAAUCGUGACUCCUAUAUUGCAUGUGGCAUUUUCUGCGACGCAGAUCCACGGGAGUGUCGUGUUCUGGAAGAUGUACCAACGACAAAGAAGACUGAUGUUGAGGAAGAGGGAGGAACAGACAGGGUUAUAG